AAAUGAGGCAUCAACGAAUUUGUCUUUUGUUCUUAAUAACUUAGUUAUCGUGUAGCAUCUGUUUUACUAUAAUUAUGAUCAUUAAAAAAACAUUUUUCACACAAUUAGUGCGUAAUUUUAUUCACAUAAUUGCAAGAUUACACUUUUAAAAUAUCAUUUCCCGCCACGAUCGAUGCUCAGAAUUCAAAAUGGUAGCCUUUCUCGAUGUUUACGUUUUAAAUAUUAUAUCAUAUGUUAUCCUGAGCAUUUUAAUUAAAAAAUUUACAAAUUUAAAGUAUUUAAAGAGUAAAGAUCGUCAAAAAAUUUGGACAUGGCGAAAUACUUUAUGUUCGUUGAUGCAUUCCAUCGUGACAUCUGUUAUGGUCGCGGCUUCUUUUAUAGAAAAUCCAGAAUUACUCAUGAAUUUCACCAAAACAUUUAAACAUUAUGACUGUUACCUAGCAACAAUAACUAUCCCAGCAUCUACUGGAUAUUUUACGUACGAUUUUGUUGAUAUUGUUUGGCACGAUCAAUUUCGACAGUGGGAAGUGUUGAGUCAUCACGUAGCUAUUUCAGCCGCAUUGUUACUUGCUCAUUUUUAUGGUUACUAUGGUUACCUUUUGUGUGCGCUUGCGCUCGAAAUCAACACAGUCAAUCUUCAUUUAAGGCGCCUACUUCGAAUGAUUACCGUACAGUAUCCAGCAAUAACAAGAAUGAAUAUUCACUGCAAUGCCUUCACCACAAUUCUGUUCCGCGGAAUAUUUUCAUUUGUGCUUUGUUAUGGUUUCUAUGGAGACGAUAAAAUAACGGGUUUCCCCGCGGUUUUAGGCACAAUAUGUUUCACAGUUAUGAUUGGUACAAACAUUGGGAUUAUGUACAGAAUUUACCAAACUGAUUAUGCAAAAGCAUGUGUUUGUGAUGACAAACUUGUUACGUAACAAUAUUUUGUGUUUUGUCUUGACUGUAUGUGUUCUCUUUCUGUUCUGACUUGACUGUUAAUAUAAUAUGCACCGAAAUUUUCAAAUACAUCUUUUUAUGCAUCAGGUAAAUUAAGUUUAGCCCAAACUCGUCUCCAGCACCUUUUGUCCCUUUUUUUUACUGAACGGUGAGACCAAAAGACACUGGAAUCGUAGGCCGGAAUUUUGCACUUGAUUGGUUGGGUAUAAUUACCGUAUAUUAUCUAAGAAUUAUGUCGUAACCAUGCAAACACAUUUCCACGAUGAAAGAAAAUGGUUUAUAAAAAGUGAUAGAAUUUUUUUGUUUGUUUUUAAUUUCCGUUGUUUGUGGUCACUAAAUUUGUUAAAAACAUUGUUGGCUUCUGUAAUUCAUUUGCAAUUUACCCCAAAGAAUACAUUUGGAAAAUGAAAGUCAAAUGAAAGUAAUCUAUGGUAAGUCAAUUCAUUUCUCUUAUAAUUUUGGUGGUAAAAAUAUCAGUAAUGCCUUCGACUGUAUCAAUACUAUGUCAUGUACAAAGGUAUGUAAAAAUACAUCAUCGUUUUUCUGUUUUUUGGUACCUUUUCUGUGUUUAUCU
Molecule: messenger RNA, 1510 nt
Organism: Hydractinia symbiolongicarpus
Lineage: Eukaryota; Metazoa; Cnidaria; Hydrozoa; Anthoathecata; Hydractiniidae
Product: TLC domain-containing protein 2-like
Exons: 4
Coding region: 189-917 (242 amino acids)
Biological process (GO): membrane assembly; plasma membrane organization; phospholipid homeostasis
Cellular component (GO): plasma membrane
Source: RefSeq, a predicted model, not a curated record